AUGGAGAUACCCUUGUAUCCUUGCAAAGCCAAUGCUCCCUCUUUUGCCCGAUGUGAACCAACAAGAAGUAUUCUACCUACGCCAGGAGGGCGAGAUGCUCGACGAGCUGAGUUUUGCGGAGGUCAAGAGUCUGAUACUCGAACCGAGCGUAGUGACGGAGGAAAAUCAGAGCCUUCUCAUGUACCACCAGGGAGUGAUUGUUCCCGCUCACCUGCCUCAAGUCCAAGACGGUGCACAUCUCCCGAUGGUGCCGUGGUUGGUACUCAAUUGGCUGUUAAGGAAAGAGGGAGGAGUCGAGGAAGAAGAACGGGCAGUGCUCCAACAACUAGGUCCAUGGUUAGACCCCCAACCUUUCAUUCUACAGAAAAGACUCAGGUUCCGUCUGAAAUUCGAGACCAUCGAGUGGUCAUCUCUCAGCAACACCAAUGCAGUGGUGGAGAUGGACCUCAUGCCCAUGUUGAAACAAAUGUCACUCAUGCUCAAUUGGGACGGGGAAAAAGGCAAAAGACCCCAAAGAACUACAACUUUGAGAGUCAAGCCACUAAGGCAGCAGUGGAUGUGCCCCAUGACGGGGGAGAUGAGGAAACCCUUCAAAAGGAAUUGCUUGACACCCUGCUUCAUGAGGAAUGGUUGUGGUUAGCAAAAAGUCGAGUUGAGUGGUUGACCCAGGGGGAUAGGAAUACCGCGUUUUUCCACAGAAGUGUGCUUAUUAAGCGGCAACAAAGUGCCAUUCGAUGUUUAAAGGAUGCUUGUGGAAAUGUGGUCACCGAACACGAGGCACUACGAAAUCUAAUUCAAAGUUUUUACAUCAAUCUUUAUAACACCGAGAAAAUAGUGUCUCAGAGAUCCUCCCUCAGGUUUUCAGAUGAACAAGUUCACUUAGCCUACCCCCCGACUGAUAGCGAAAUUAAAACAGCGCUCUUUGCAAUGAAACCACUUAAGGCUCCUGGACCCGACGGUUUUCACCCUAUUUUCUUCCAAAAGGAAUGGCAUAUAGUUGGACCGGAAAUUUGUAAUAAUAUUCAAAAAUGGUUCAAAAAUGGAGACAUUCCAAAGGAUCUGGGACAAGCUCUCAUUUGUCUAAUCCCCAAGCAACCGAACCCGGAGAGUGUGAAACAAUUAAGACCAAUUAGCCUGUGCAACACUGUCUACAAACUUGUAACGAAAAUUUUGGUGAAUAGGAUGAAACCUUUAAUACCAUCGUGGGUCUCCAAAAACCAAAAUGGUUUCAUUCAGGGUAGGGGAACGGAUAUUAACCUUGUCGUAGCCUCUGAGGCCUCCUCUUCCAUUCUAAUCAAUGGUAGGAAAACUGAAGCUUUCCAGCAUUCUAGGGGCCUUCGCCAAGGUGACCCUAUGUCACCCUUUCUGUUCAAUAUUUGCCUAGAAUACCUAACAGGGAUGAUCAAUCAUGCAUGUAUGGACAAGACAUGGGCACCAUUUUGGGUGGGGAAAGAGAGGAUCCCCAUUUCUCAUCUUAUGUUCGCAGAUGACCUUCUCAUCUUUGGACGUGUAGAUAAUUCGACCUCGAACACCCUAAAGCAGAUUUUGAAUACCUUUUGUGAGCUUUCAGGGCAGAAAAUAAACGAGGAUAAAAGUAGGCUGGUUUUUUCCCCUAAUACUCCCUCUGCGGAUAGAACAGACUUCCAAGACACCAUUCAGGUUCGACAGAGUGAGAAUUUAGGGCUUUACCUAGGGUUGCCUCUCUCUCACAAGAGACCCAGUAGAGGUGAGGUUCAGUUUGUCGUUGAUAAGGUUAGGAGGAAAUUGGCAAUGUGGAAAGUUAACUUGUUGUCUAGAGCGGGGCGCCUUACUCUAAUAAAAACCUCCCUGAACACUGUGGCUUCAUAUUAUAUGCAAGUCACGCUUUUUCCUAAAAAAACCCUUAGGGAGCUUGAUAGAAUUUGUAAUGACUUUUUUUGGGGGGACUUGGAGGGAAAAAAGAAGCUGCAUCUGGUAGGACAAUCGCACACUUUUCUCCCUAAGCAUAUGGGGGGUUUGGGUAUUAGGAGUCAUAGCGACCUUAAUGAUAUACUUCUUGCUAAACUAGGUUGGAAAAUGACCCAAGGGGAGGAUAACUUAGCAAAAGAGUGUAUUACAUCGAAAUAUGUUAGAGCCAACUAUAUCCUUGCUUUUCGAAAAGGAUCUCAAGUGUGGAAAAACAUUGGGCGGGGAGCACCCAUCCUUGACCAUAGCACUAGGUGGAAAUUAGGGGAUGGUAGACUCAUCCGCGUAUGGGAAGAUGAUUGGUUGGGCAUAUGGCCCAUUAGAAAAUGGAUCCAGGGGCCGUUAGGAAGGGGGGAAGAAAAUCUUAGCGUAGCUGAGCUUAUCUCUAACAAUGAGUGGAACCUUCAUCCCAUCUCUAUAUGUUUACCAGAUUUCAUCAAGGAUCGAAUCACUUACUUAUCUCCACCUAAUAGUCACCUGAGUGACAAAAGCUUCUCAAACUUAAUUCACAAAGGAAAAUUUUCGAUGUCUCUUGCCUAUAACCAGGUUGUCGCCAAUCGUGCUUCAAGGGUUGGGGGUGAAUGGGUGUGGCGACUAAAUAUUCCUCCUAAAUUACAAAUUUUUGCAUGGCUCGUAUGGUGGGGUAGACUUCCUACUAGAGCCCUCUUACAACAUAGACAAAUUAUUCAUGAUAGCCUCUGUACUUGUUGCCACUUAGGAAAUGAGAGUGUGAUUCAUGUUCUAAGGGACUGUAUCAAGGCAUCCCAAGUCUGGGAGCUUGUUACGCCCCCGACAUCCUUCUGGACUGAGGCCCCAGGUGAGUGGUUCAGGGAGUGUGUCCGUAGCACAAUGUCCUUUGAAGGGGUUAGUUGGGAAACCUUGAUCCCAUUUGUAUGUUUUGAGAUAUGGAAGGGGCGGAAUGCUGCUGUCUUCGAAGAUAAGCAGCACCUUUCUCCACAAAUUACCUUAAAAAAAGCGCUAGCCCUAGCCCGAUCGUUCAUCGCUCAUCAGGAUAAACCCGUGAACUCCCCUUGCACUGUCUCAAAUUGUAGGUUGAAUAUUUCUCACCCAUGGGUCCAUGUGAAUGUAGAUGCUUCUUUUGUGGACAUUGAAACCAAAACAAGUCUUGCAUGCAUCAUUAGAGAUUACCAAGGAAUUUGGUGUCAAGGUUUUUAUUGUUUAUCCUAUGCUUCUAACCCAUUACAUGCAGAGUUAUUGGCUAUUCGUCAGGGGCUACAUAUGGCUAGUGAGGCCAAUUACACAUUCAUUGCUCUCCAUUCCGACUGCCAAGAAGCUGUACAAAUGGUCAAUAGUACGAAUGAGUUAUAUGAGGAUUUUUAUAGUGAUAUUAUUAUGGAUUGCAGGGAGCUGCGGCAUUACUUCCAAGAGAUGAGCAUCACUUUCGUUAAGAGGAAGAACAAUCAAGUAGCGGACGCUUUAUCACAUAAGUGUAGAAGUGGGGUGGACUCCCUUAAUGUAAUUAGGAACCUUCCCUUUCCUCCUAAUUAUUGUCUGGAUUUAUUAACUAUGGAUUGUAAGAGGCUUUUUGCCAUAACUGUUUAA
Molecule: messenger RNA, 3507 nt
Organism: Beta vulgaris subsp. vulgaris (sugar beet)
Lineage: Eukaryota; Viridiplantae; Streptophyta; Magnoliopsida; Caryophyllales; Amaranthaceae
Exons: 3
Coding region: 1-3507 (1168 amino acids)
Molecular function (GO): RNA-DNA hybrid ribonuclease activity; nucleic acid binding
Source: RefSeq, a predicted model, not a curated record